Poecilia latipinna (sailfin molly) is the source of this 1803-nucleotide messenger RNA. RefSeq lists its product as uncharacterized. Bases 92 to 970 code for a protein of 292 amino acids. The record is from RefSeq and is a predicted model, not a curated record. The transcript has 3 exons. NCBI's taxonomy places the organism in Eukaryota, Metazoa, Chordata, Actinopteri, Cyprinodontiformes, Poeciliidae.
UUACAUUGUUACAUAUUUUUUCAGAUAUCUGGCUUGCAGUCAACCGUAACUUUAAUAGUACCAUGCUGAUGUGUUCAGAGGUUUCAGCAACAUGAAAAAGUUUGAACUUUGGGAGACAGCUGAAUAUCGCGUCAUGACGGACACUGCUGAAGUGGACCUGGAGUUCUGUAGAUGGCCCACGGCUCCAGACGGCUACAUCCCCAACUCCAUUAUCAGAAGCUGGAGGAAGAAACGAAAACGUGUCAGCGGGGAAGACUUCUGGGAGGAAUUCUUUUUUGACAAUCUGUAUGACAUUGAUAAAGGUGAACUGAGCGAGGAAGAGGAGAUAACUGCUGACAAGGUCUUCUACUCUUAUUUCAAUAUUGAUGAUAUCACUAUUCCUGCUGAGAUGGAAAGGAAGAAGUCAGUAAGAGCCAGGAAGGCAAGCAGGCGGAAAUCAAGCAGAAUGGGAGGUAGAAAAGUCAUUGGAAGAAAGGGUUCAGCUAAACCAAAAAUAAGCCAGAAGAGAAAGGAGAGCGAGAAUGAGCUAGGAAGUUUGGCUUUCCAGCAGUUGCCUGAUACGCAGCCAAAGAGGAGUCUGACAACUUCUAGAAGAAGUCUGGUGUCUCAGAGGUCAGGUCGAAGAAGAAGUGACAGACGCUCCAAAGCAGGAAUUGAAGAGGUUAGACCUCCUACGUCACAGGAAGAUCUGCAGGACAGAACAGGGCUUGGUGAAGGUGUCCAGCUAGGACUUGGUGAAGGUGUCCAGCUAGGACUUGGUGAAGGUGUCCAGCUAGGACUUGGUGAAGGUGUCCAGCUAGGGGUUGGUGAAGACGCCCAACAUCCACUUCAAUCUGACUCCAUGUUCGAUUCAGCAAGCCAACAAUUCGACACAGUACCUGAAGAGGGCCAGCAGUCUUCAGUUGACUAUGCGGAUGCUGACAUCUCACAGCAAGGUGACAUACGAGAGCCCUUCAUAGCAUACAGUUGACAUCAAAAGCACAGCGUUCAAAACAACAGCUAACUAACUUACUAUGAGCUGCAUAAUGUUCCCUUCUGAUGACAUAUUAGGAAGUAAGGAAUACUGAAAAUGCAAUGCCCUGUCAUUCAAAUUCAAAAAUACUUUAUUAAUCCCAAAGGCAAAUUAAAUGUUGUUGUAACUCAGUAAUUUAGAUUCUUCAAAGAUCCAUUGAAGAUGAUGAUGGCUGCUGACAAGAAAUAUUUCCUGAAGUGGUCUGUACUGCACUGAAUCUGAAGAAACCUCUGACUGAAGAUGCUCUGCCUUCCCAAGACAAAUAUCUUAGGAAGGCAAAUAAGUCCUUCCCAAGAUACCUGGGAAGGACUGUCUCAUGACUGUCCAUGAGACAGUCAUGAGACAGUCAUGAGACAGUCUCAUGCAGAAGAUGGUCAGGGUUGUCUAUGAUUUUCUUGAUCCUCUGAAGAAUUAUUUCUUGCAUCGUCAUCUCCAGAGGUUCCACAGAACCAGAGCAGAACCAGUCUUCUUUAUCAGGUUGUUGAGCCUUUUUAGGUCCCUGGUUCUGAUACUGUUGCCCCAACAGAUGACGGCAGAAGAGAUGACGCUCUCAGCAACAGAUUUAUAGAAGAUCUGCAGCAAUUUGCUGCAAACCUUGAGGGACCCUAGCUUCCUCAAGAAGUACAGUCUGCUCUGUCCCUUCUUAUAGACGCUUCACUGUUGCGUCUCCAGUCCCAUCUGUUGUCAACGCGAACAUUGAAGUGUUUAUAUUCCUCAAUCACCUCCACUUCUUCUCCCAUGAUGGAAAUAGGGUUUGAUUUAAUCCUGUUCCUCCUGAAAUCAACAAUCAU